Thamnophis elegans (Western terrestrial garter snake) is the source of this 3163-nucleotide messenger RNA. It is a transcript of the gene ARL14EP, whose product is annotated as ADP ribosylation factor like GTPase 14 effector protein. The coding region runs from base 1665 to 2336 and encodes 223 amino acids. The record is from RefSeq and is a predicted model, not a curated record. The transcript has 5 exons. Gene Ontology annotation, cellular component: intracellular membrane-bounded organelle. Lineage: Eukaryota; Metazoa; Chordata; Lepidosauria; Squamata; Natricidae.
CUUCAUGGCAGCCGUGGCCGAGGCGGGCGACGCGGGAUUGGUGUCUGCAGCAGCGGCAGCGGGGCUCGGACGAAGGAAAGCCCACAGCAAGAUUCUAAAAUAAAUAAUUCAUGAAGACAAGACAAUUAGGCUAAAUAGUGAGACUCAUCAUAAGAUCCCAGUUGCUGCUUACAAGUCUCUACAUGCAAAUCUGGACUUUUGGGGACAUCUUCAACUAGCCCUUUGUCCUCCCUUCUGAAAUGAUGAUGUGGAAGAUUAUGGGGCAUCCCAUGCAAGCCCAGAACACUUUAUUUGGAAGGAAACUUGGAUAAAGAAAAUUUCAUAUGUAGAAGCACUUAACAUGCAUUAUGUGAAUUUUUUUGGAUCCUGACCUCUGCAAGUGUUUGAAAAAAAUAUUCAUGAUUUUGGUGAUCCUAAAAAAAAAUUAAUCCUAAUCUGAUAAAAUGUCAAUCUGGACUGGGCACGCAUGUGACUUUUGAUUCAUUGAGGAAAAAAGCUACAAGUUGCAAGUUUUUUUCCUUGUCUGAUUUUGUUGUCGACCAUUUAGUCUCUUCAUAAUAUUGCUUGCAGCUUAAUAGCUUCUUCACAUUGGCUUUGCUUCCGCCGUCAUUCUUGCAACCUCCUGCCUUGCACUCUUUAAUUAAAGUGCCAUUAGGAAAUAUUAAUUCGGAUGUCUUAAGGCUUCUUUCCAUUGUUAAGACAUAUAUCGGAAGUGGCAUCAUACAUUUCUCAAGAAAUAAUCUGGUGCACGUUUUGCUAGCAGAUCCUGCAGUUUGGACAAGAUGUAUAUUCCCAAGGUACAAAAGCGUCAUGUUGCAAGCUGCUUCUGUACAUGAAUCAUAAAUUAUGUGCUUGGAAAAUAAUUAAAGGUGGUCCUUAGCCUACUUUGUCUGAGAGUUCUAAUUGAGUUAUCUGUAUAACUUUCAACUUUAUCGAAUAAUCUAACGAGUACAAAAGUCUUACAACUUCCCAUCCGAUCUGUUGCAGGAUUUUUCUGCAUAAGUAAAACAUUUGCAUUUUUUGGAAUUUAUUAACGGCUUAACAAGCUGGCCUGUUUUUUUAAAUUAUUAUUAUUAUUAUUUGAGAUUCUUAAUGUCAAAUACCUAAUAUAAGUAUCUAUUAUUAUUUCGGCAUCUUUUCCACAAUGAGUAUUCUGAAAAAAAAAUGAUUUUGUUAUUGUAAAGCAAUCCUUCAUUUUGGAAUAGAAACCAAUACUAUUUUAGUUCCCAACUAGGUUAUUCCUUCCAAUUCUUAAAACUACUUGUACCAGUCUACAAUAUUAUUUUAACCUAUGAAAACUUAUUCAUGAAAUGGCGGUUAUUUUAUAUACAGAAUUGAUAAAAGCUGGCAUAUAAAUGUACUCUAGUUGCAACAUGGUACUUUCGUGCCUAAAUUUAAUGGUAGGCAAAUUGCUGAAAAACCGAGAAACUGGCAUUGCCUGCAAAAAUGCCUAUUUUAUGAUUCCACUUCAUCCUUAAAAAAAAUGUCAGAGUACAGAACACUUUUCUGAGUUGAUUUUGUUUUGGCUCUAGUUAAAAAUAAACUUAUGCAUCACAAAUCUUACUUCCUUCACUGCUUUCUCCAGGAUAAUCCUCGUAACAGCUGUUAAAAGACGACAAACGAUACAAUUUAAAUAUUGAACUAUAUUUUACUGAUCAAGUAAAAUGGAUCCAUGUUCAAUUGGAAAUCAGCUGCAAGCUAGCAGCGAUUGUCAUAAAGCAUACUUUACUUCUCAAACUGGCUUCAAGACUAAGCAAGAUUUAUCAACAACUGAUCUGUUACUUCUUCAGCUUAGAACUGGGAUAACACUUUCAGAGACUCAUACAAUCUGCUUCCAUCACGCUAAAGUUUACCUUGAUAGUGCCAAGUUUGGACGUCAAUUUAUACCAGGCUGGAAGCUUUGCCCCAAAUGUACACAGAUAAUAAAUGGAAAUGCAGAGGUUGAGUCUGAAGAUCGUCAACGAAGGAGACUUGAUUCAGACGGGCGUACAACUAAAGCCUUGAAGUUUGCUAAUCCAGGACGGCAUACUGGAUUUCCUCCAGAAGCAGCAAACAAAAGAGAAAAAAGAAAACUACAAAUGAAAAGUACAUCCGUUAAUUCAGACAGGCAAUUAAUAGCAGCAAAGAGCAAGGUAUAUGACGGCCAAGGCUUUCUGCUUUUCAGCGGGAUAGACCUGUGUGACUGCCUUGAUGAAGACUGCCUUGGGUGUUUCUAUGCCUGCUCCAAGUGCGGCUCCCGCAAGUGUGGACCUGAAUGCCGUUGUGAUCGCAAGUGGCUUUAUGAGCAAAUCGAGAUAGAAGGGGGGGAAAUUAUACGUAAUAAGCAUGUGAUAUAGCCUGGGCUCUGCAUUUCAUUGCUGAGCCACAGGAAGGUUGUUCAUAAAAUGUAAUUGGUUCAUAUUUCCAGUUAAGAUUCAGUGUUGUGCAAACAAGCAAUAGGUAAAGGGAAGUUUUAUAUUUGUGUCAUCUGUACAGAAGAAAAAUUAGAAGAUUGUCUUCAGUAUUUUUGAAUUUUUUAACUGACAAGCUAAUAAGAGUGGGCGUUGGCUGAUACUUAUUGUGUGCUUCAUGUGGUACUUUUUUUUCUCCAGAUCAUUAUUGUGCCCUUUAUAGGAAAUUUUUUUGAGUAUUUUCUUGUUCUGGACCAUGGUAUUGGUAUUUUCUUGUUCUGGACCAUGGUAUUGAUAUUUUAAGUACUAGCAGCAUAAGCAGUAUUACUUGUGGGAAAUGGGUGACUUGAGAAGGUUGUUGCAUGAUAAACAGAAAACACAGAGGUCAGACUAAGAUUUUCAAGAAGAUGGAAUACCUUUACCUUUUUGCAAACAAGAGUUGCCAUGUGAAGAAGGAAAUAUAUUAUGCCUUCAACAGUAUUUUGCUGCUGGUGGAAAGGAAGUCACCAAAGUUACAGCCUCUGGCAAUAUUUUUUUUUAUGAAUAUCUUGCUUGGAGACUUUAUACCUGAAUCCAUAGAUUGAUGGAGAAUGUGUGGCUGGAAAGUGACACCCUGUCACCUUAGCUUUAAUAAAUACACAAUGUAUUUGAUGGAAUUAUACAAACAUAAGUAUGAUGAGACAUUUAUGGUCUUUCUAAUUAAUAGGUAAUGCUUGUAAUCUACUCAGAUAAUUAGCCCAUGUACCUCAGGUAAAAUGCCUGUACACUUAGUC